Dioszegia hungarica is the source of this 465-nucleotide messenger RNA. RefSeq lists its product as uncharacterized. The transcript is spliced from 4 exons. NCBI's taxonomy places the organism in Eukaryota, Fungi, Basidiomycota, Tremellomycetes, Tremellales, Bulleribasidiaceae. Gene Ontology annotation, biological process: mitochondrial electron transport, NADH to ubiquinone. The record is from RefSeq and is a predicted model, not a curated record. Bases 1 to 465 code for a protein of 154 amino acids.
AUGGCCAGUCACCGCUCGGCAACCUUCUCCGAUCAGCCAUACUCGGACCCAAACCCUCUCCCAUCAUCCGUUCCCCACGUAGAGGAGCUCGGGACAACUUCGGCCCCACUCAAAUCUAUCAGUUUUCAGCUAGGAUCUCACUGCAAGGCCGUCAAUGAUGACUUCAUGUUGUGUAAGGCAGAGUCUAGGGACCCAGCAAAGUGUCUCGCCGAAGGACGAAAAGUGACACGCUGCGCGACCGAGUUAAUCAACAAAAUGAGAGAAUCCUGCCUUUCAGAAUGGGACGCCCACUGGCAAUGCCUGGAGAAGAACAACCAGCACUUCCAGGCCUGCAGAAAGCUCGAGAAGGGACUCAACGACUGCGCCUUUUCCAAACUCAACCUCUCCAAAUCCAUACCGGGAUCUCCCGACGGUCCUCAGGUCCACGAAAAGAAGUCGCCCAUCUUUACUCGGGUCCAGAAGUAA